AUGUAUCAUUCUAUUCAGGAAACUACUACUUUGAAAGAGAAUCGAUGUCGAUAUUGGAAACUGAUGGGUUUGGCAGCGGUUUGCGCUGCUCUGACAGUGUUAUUAUUCUCCUUCAUUGCUCUAAACGAUUCAUAUGUUACGGUUAUUUACAAAUCGGGCACCGUUCCGCUUAUAGUGGCAUGGACAAAAUAUUUUUCUAUGAAAAUCAGUGAUGAGCUGAAGAAAACGAUGGUGAACUGUCCAUAUGAAUGCGACAUUUUAGAAAGAAGUGACGUUGACGAAACCAGAACACCUGACGCUUACAUCUUUCAUGGUCGAGAUUUGAAUGCAUCCGAUCUUCCACAGCGUUAUCCACAUCAAUUGAUGGUGAUGAUGUUAUUCGAAGCUCCACCGAAUGCUGGACGUGCUUUGUUUGAGGUGCCGCCAGAUUAUUUUAACGCUACGCUUACGUAUCAAACCGAUUCCGUUUAUCGAUGGCCUUACGGAAAGUUCGAGAAGCGUACCGAUGACGAAGAUAGCUCUAGUAUUAUCACGGACGAGCAGGUAAAGCUAAGAGCCGCUCUACCACGCAAGAAGAAGGGGCCAUUACUGCUAGUAUCACAUUGUGACACCCAUUCAUUAAGGGAAGAAACGAUAAGGAAGAUGUCUGAAGUGAUCAAAAUUACUAUUUCCGGAGAGUGCAACUCGUAUUACCCAGCUGCCGACAAGGAGUACUGUCCGAAAUUCAAUAAAUGCGAGGAAGACCUUAUAGCAACUCAUCGCUUCUAUAUUUCAUUUGAGAACAGUUUAUGCAAAGGAUAUAUAACCGAAAAGUUCUUCAAACGAAUAUCACAGAUGCUUGUACCCAUAGUGCAAAAUAGGGAGAUAUACAACGAUGAAGAAAUUCCACCAGACUCCUUCAUAGCCGUCGAUGAUUUCAGAAGCAUCAAAGAUCUAGGGAAACACCUUGAGAAUCUGCUCUACAACGACACAGAGUACAUGAAGUACUUUAAGUGGACAAAACGUUACCGAAAACCAUACAGUUUUAUCAGCGACGUAGGAUGUAAACUGUGUGGUGAUCUUCAUGCUAAAAGGAGACUGCAAAUCAAUAAUAUCAGGAAGCAUUACUUCCAAAAUCAAUGUUGUAUUCAUUUUGAAUAA
Molecule: messenger RNA, 1140 nt
Organism: Necator americanus (New World hookworm)
Lineage: Eukaryota; Metazoa; Nematoda; Chromadorea; Rhabditida; Ancylostomatidae
Exons: 10
Coding region: 1-1140 (379 amino acids)
Cellular component (GO): membrane
Molecular function (GO): fucosyltransferase activity
Source: RefSeq, a predicted model, not a curated record